GACUACGCUUCCCGGCGUGCCCCGCGGCGCCUGGGCGGGCUCCCAGGCGGCGCUACACCCCGGUGUCCGCACCGCGGGCUCCACCUUGAGCCUGACGGCCUGGCUGAGAGCAGGAACUGUGCUGAGGUGCACCUUGGCGACGCCCUGCCAAACCUCUGCCUACGUGCCUUUCUUGCCUGCCUUCUCGCCUCCCUCCCUCCCGCUGCGUCGGUCUGCACCGUACCGCCCCCGAGGAGGAGACUUGUGAUGGGCAAGGUCUGUGCCAUUUUUGGGGGAUCCCGAGGAAUAGGAAAAGCUGUUGCAGAACUGCUGGCACAGAAGGGCUGCCGCCUGGCAAUCAUUUCUAGGAAUCUGGAAGUAGCCCAAACCACAGCCCUCAGUCUUGGUGCAGGACAUCUGGCAAUUAGCUGUGAUGUAUCCAGUGAACAAGAAGUCCAAAAUGCUUUUGAGCAGAUGAAGAAGAAUUUAGGUCCUCUUAACUACUUGGUUAAUGCAGCUGGGAUCAACAGGGAUGGUUUGUUACUGAGAACCAAAACUGAAGAUAUGAUAGCCCAGAUUCACACUAACCUUUUGGGAACAAUGUUGACAUGCAAAGCUGCUGUAAAAGCCAUGAUGCAACAACGGGGAGGUGCUAUUGUCAACAUAGGAAGUGUUGUAGGACUUAAAGGUAACUCUGGUCAAAGUGUGUACAGCGCUACCAAAGCAGGAUUAGUUGGAUUUUCACGCUCUCUUGCUAAAGAAGUGGCAAAAAAGCAAAUUCGAGUGAAUGUGGUUGUCCCAGGCUUUAUUCACACGGAGAUGACUGCUCAUUUGGAAGAGGAUCAGCUGAAGAAAGCAAUUCUCCUUGGAAGAUUUGGAGAGCCUCAUGAAGUUGCACAUGCUGUUGUCUUUCUUCUAGAGGCCUCUUAUGUUACAGGGAGUACUCUAAUUGUAGAUGGAGGCUUGCACCUUAUGACUUAAGUACUACUCUGAGUAAGAAUCUGUGUAAAUGUGAUUGUGAUAAUAUAUAAAAAUUAAAGGGGGCAGGUUGAAAUUAGUUGAAGAUUGAUGCAUGUAAUUGAUUUGAAAUUCUUCAUUCAGAGGAGAAAUUCAUCAGCAGUGAAUCUGUUCCAUAGAAUCACAGAAUACAUCUGGUUGAAAGGGACCUCAAAAGUCAUCCAGUCCAACUCUUGGCCAGGUCCAUGUGCUUUUUAAA
Dryobates pubescens (Downy woodpecker) is the source of this 1195-nucleotide messenger RNA. It is a transcript of the gene CBR4, whose product is annotated as carbonyl reductase 4. Gene Ontology annotation, biological process: fatty acid biosynthetic process. The record is from RefSeq and is a predicted model, not a curated record. Gene Ontology annotation, molecular function: oxidoreductase activity, acting on the CH-OH group of donors, NAD or NADP as acceptor; quinone binding. NCBI's taxonomy places the organism in Eukaryota, Metazoa, Chordata, Aves, Piciformes, Picidae. The coding region runs from base 247 to 960 and encodes 237 amino acids. The transcript is spliced from 6 exons.